UGUUAAUCCAGUGCGUUUGCUUCCACACCGCCGCGAGCACAGCUAGAAAGAAUAGUAAUAAUCUUUAAAAGAAAGAAAGAAAGAAAGAAGGAAGGAAAAAGUAUAAUCUUGAAAUCGUUGAGUAUUUCUCAGAACAUUUCAGCAUGAAAGCUAUAAGUCCAGUGAGGUCUUUCCGGAAAAACGGCGCGAGCGUGACGGAGCAAAGCCUCGGAGUGUCUCGGAGCAAGACCCCCGCGGACGAUCCUCUCAGCCUGCUGUACAACAUGAACGACUGCUACUCCAAGCUGAAGGAGCUGGUGCCCAGCAUCCCGCAGAACAAGCACGUGAGCAAAAUGGAGAUCCUGCAGCAUGUCAUCGAUUACAUCCUGGAUCUGCAGAUCGCCCUCGACUCCCACUCCGCGAUGAGCACUCUCCAUCACCCCCGACCCGGCCAGGGCUCGUCCAGAACACCUCUCACCACCAUCAACACAGACAUCAGGAUCCUGUCCUUACAGACGCCGGACUUUCAGUCAGACUUGAUCACAGAGGACAGUCGGACACUUUACCGUUAAACAGGUGUUUGCUUAAGACGUGAACACACAGGACCCAGGAACCGACCUUUUCUCUCCCCCCCCCCCCUCCACUCUCAAUUUCUGUUCUCGCCUGGAUCUCUUUUCCCCCUCCUGAAUGAAGAGGCGUUUGCUUCUUAAAGGACAAUGUAUGUGAUGUGUUUCUCGGUUCGGACAUUGAUUUUAUUUAUCUAAAGACUCAUUUAGUCUUUUUGUUUUGUUUUGUUUUUCUUCAACACGAAGAAGCACUAUAUUCCCUAAAACGGGAGGGGAAAAACAGGAAUGGAAGAAGAAAAUGACGCCUUCUCUUAAAUGAGAGAUCAUGGCUGUUUUGGUGAAGACGGUGUGAAUAGAAGCCGGUGUGCUUCAGUUACUGUACAAAGUUUAGUCUGUUUCUUUUUUUUUUUUUUUUUUUCCCUGUCAUUCUUUGGGCACGUGAAGGACUGGACGGCCAAUCUGACAUGAGCGUGAAACCUCGUGAACUCUCUCUGAGUUGUAUCUUGUAUAGUUGCAGACGAUGGUAACACUACCACGCUGCAAAGUGUCAUGCUGUAUUUAAUUAUGCUGAAACUUUUUAUAAAAGUAAUUGUAAAUCGUACCUUUUUAUAUAAAAAAAAAAUAAAUCAAAUCCUUUAUUUGAA
Molecule: messenger RNA, 1189 nt
Organism: Pangasianodon hypophthalmus (striped catfish)
Lineage: Eukaryota; Metazoa; Chordata; Actinopteri; Siluriformes; Pangasiidae
Gene: id2a
Product: inhibitor of DNA binding 2a
Exons: 3
Coding region: 144-551 (135 amino acids)
Biological process (GO): circadian regulation of gene expression; negative regulation of transcription by RNA polymerase II; cell differentiation
Cellular component (GO): cytoplasm; nucleus
Molecular function (GO): transcription regulator activity; protein dimerization activity
Source: RefSeq, a predicted model, not a curated record